UCGUAUUUUGGGGGUGGGGGUGGGGGUUGCAGCCAUGUUCUCUCAAACCUGCUCCUCUCUGCAGAAAACUGCAGCACAAUCAACUCGGCUACUCCCGCGGCACUGUGAGUUGUUCAUCAUAAUUAAUAAAACACUUUGCGUUUGUUGAUGAAGCAAUUUCUACUCAUUCAUCUUCUUCACUCAGACCCACUGGUGAAAUUAGAACUCUCAGAUUCAUUAACUCCAUGCAGAGUUCCAGUUGGGUUGCAUGUUGUUAUGUUUCAGGUUUCAAUAUGUGAACAUUUAAAACAUAUAAAUAAGAUUUUAUUAUUAAAUUUUCUUUAUAUAUGUCCAAAGAAUGUAUAUAUAUUGUUUAAAAAAACCACUUGAUAUUUAGCUGCGACGACUUCUAACCUGUAAUGUUAUUAUUUCACCACGUGAGGGCGCAAGAGGAUCAGGCCUCAGCUCAUGCUCUCUGGUUCUAGUGCUCCAAUGAGAACACUCUGGCACUGCCUCCUGAAUCUGUCUGUAAGUAUCUAUUGUUCCUCUGUGACUAAUUACCUCCCUCUCUUCCCUCCUGAACUGCUGCAUCAUCUCUUUCUCUCCGCUGUCCAGCCUCUUACUGUGGCCACUCCAGCGUCUAAUUGGCAGGUACGGCCGAGCAUCCGCACCAAAUGUGUGCUGGACCUGCAGCUUUCGCAGCUGCAGUCGCCAGACCGUCUGGGAUUAAGCAGUUUGGGUCCAGAUCCCACAUCAACAAAGGCCAAGAAAGUAGCAGCCGUUGAGGCACCGAAACCAGACAACAUGCUAAUCAAACAUCAACAACGCCAGACCUCUACGGCCAACAAAACAAAAGUGGUUGAAAACAGGAUGUUUGUUGUUGGAGGGUGGACACAGGAAGACCCCUCGUGUUUGGUGGAACAGUUCUGUUCAGAGUACAAUGAGUGGAGGACGGCCGCACGGAUGCUCAAAAACCGUGGCGCUGUGGCUGUUGGUACGCUCUCUGGACAGAUCUACGCAGUAGGUGGAGAAGAUAGCAUCAGGUGUUACAACAGUGUGGAGAGGUACAGUCCAGAUACAGACAGCUGGAGCACAGACGUAGCACCCUUGAGCAGCCCACGCAGUGGAGUGUGUCUGGUGGAGAUGGACGGUUACUUGUAUGCCAUUGGAGGACAUGACGGUAUAACUGCCAUGAACACUGUGGAGAGAUAUGAUCUGAAAACAAACUCAUGGAGCAAACAGUCGCCGAUGCUGACCAGACGGAACAGAGCAGCUGCUGCAGUGCUGGGCGGUUACUUGUAUGUGAUUGGGGGAAACGAUGGUCACACGGUUUUGAAUUCAGUGGAGCGCUACAGUCCAGCGGACGGCACCUGGACCACAUGCUCCUACAUGCGCUGUCCUCGGGAGAACGCCGGCUGCUGCGUUUACCUGGGUCACAUCUACGUGGGCGGGGGUAAAGAUCAGCUAAGCCUGCAGCUCUGUGCUAUGGAGAGGUUUGACCCUGAGACCAUGACGUGGUCCCCUGUGAAACACAUGAGGAGUAAGAGGGACAGUAUGUCUCUGGUCGUCUUUAACGGUGUCCUGCUGGCUGUGGGAGGCUGCGAUGGAACCACCAACCUGAAGACCAUAGAGGCCUACAGCCAUGAAACCAACACCUGGAGACACUUUGGCAGCAUGAAAAGCAAGCACCCCGGAGGAAGAGUGGCUGUGCUGUGCUGAUUCACUCAACAAGACUGGCAGUUGUUUAACAGAGAAGGACAGGGGUGUUAGAGACACUGCCUAAUGGACUCACUAGUUUUGGGACACGUUUUGAUACGGCUCAAGUCUGAGGGGCCAUAAUGAUUGAGUAAUUAAAGAGUUCACUCCAACAGGAGACAUUAGCCAUUAGAAACAAAUGGUAGCCCGGGCACAAAAUUCAUGUAAUGGGUCUUUUUAUGGAGCCGGCCAACAAAACAGACUGAUUUUUAGUCCCAUUCAGUAACAUUCACAGGUUAUGUGUUUAUGUACUCAUUUGGAAUUUGGAAAGCAAAACCGGUCUGUUCUACAAGGCACCGUCUGAAGCAACAUAGAAGAUAUGAAGAUGCAAAUUUUUCCUGACAUUUUAAUAAUUCCACCCUUCAGAUUGUACAUACAUCUACAAACAUACAACACCAGCUGUUAUUUGUUUCAGCAAAAAAUAUAGAAAGAAAUGCUCAUGUAAUAUUAAGGAUUUUGAUUUAUAUGGAUUAAACACAAUUAAAAUACAUAUAUAUACAGUAUGCGUGUGAAUAUAUAUAUACACACACACACACACAUAUAUUCACAAAUAUAUAGAUUCAAAUUACGUUGCUGGAACGCAUCUCGGACAGAAGUCAAGGAGCCCUUAUAUAUGCAUGUACCGCACUAUAGGCGCACUUGUAAUUUUCUCAAAACUCUACAUCGCCUUAUAACUCGGUGCGCCGUAUGUAUUACUCUUGGUUGUGCUUACUGAGCUCGAACCGAGUUUAUAAAGUCAAACCACACAGCGCAUCACACAUGCUGUCACACAACUGAAGCAAGGUGGGAGUCAACAAUGACAAUUAGAAGAUGCUCAACAACAAUUGUUACAGUCUAGUUGUGUAACCCAAAUCCGUGCAACAUCGCGUCGUACCUCCAAACACCCGGAGACUUUACGUUGUGUUUUUGAAUUGUCGAUGUACUGUAUGGUGCGAUACAGGACGACUCAGACGCAUGGCUGUCGAUUUUUUCGUGGUCAAGAACUCUUUUUAUUUCUCCUUUUUUGUAUCGAUACAG
This is a messenger RNA of Cynoglossus semilaevis (tongue sole), 2751 nucleotides long. Its product is annotated as kelch-like protein 20. The transcript is spliced from 8 exons. The record is from RefSeq and is a predicted model, not a curated record. Lineage: Eukaryota; Metazoa; Chordata; Actinopteri; Pleuronectiformes; Cynoglossidae. Bases 448 to 1698 code for a protein of 416 amino acids. Gene Ontology annotation, molecular function: protein binding.